AGGUGUACCUGGACAGUGAGGCAGGUGGUCGCAGUUCUCCGUCUGGCUGUCGUCACCUUGGCAAUGUCUGCCAGGUGAACUGGAUGAAGGGGCGGGGUUAGAACAGGAGCGGUGACGCCUCCUGAGAGGAGCUGGACCUUUUGGGAUACAGGAAGAGGAACACUCACCCCAACUGGACCAACCAGUCCAGAACCCGUCUUUUGCUUUAGUUAAUCAUAUCCAUCCAAACUAACUGAUCACUGGCAUCAUUGAUACAACAUCAGCUCUGUAUCAUAUUCCAGUUGUGGGGAGGAUCCUGAACCAUGCGUUGUAUUCUUCUGCUCCUGGUUCUGGUUCUGGUUCUGGUUCUGGUUCAGGACGCUGCAAGCAACCAGAUUACAGAACGGAUUCAAUACAACUGUAAAAAGGUGUAUCCUGCCAGAUCAUGCGGUGACGGAUGGUACCGCAUCGAUGUGUAUCGCUGUGCUAAAUACUUCUGGACUCCACGAACAUUUCGAGAUGCAGACAAUGACUGCCGGCGUUUGAAGGGUCACCUGGUUUCGAUGCACAAUGUGGGGGAGUACAGUCACGUGUUGUGUUUGGCCUUCAGAGCCAACAAACGCAAAGAUCACUUUUGGAUCGGUGCGAGGAGUAAAUAUCUGUGGCACAGCUUUCAAUGGACCGACAAAACCCCAUUUGAGUUUGAGCGAUGGGCUUAUUUCCAGCCAGACAGGAUGCCCGGCGAAGAAUGUGUGGAGAUGAACUAUGAAACCUGGGGAAACUGGAACAACGCAGUCUGCACAGUCAAAAAGUACUAUGUGUGUGCCAGGAAGAUGUGAUCAUCAUCAUCAUCAUCAUCAUCAUCAUCAUCAUCAUGAAGAACUGAUCACCUGAGCAGUUGGAGUGUUUGAUUAUAAUCAGGAACCAAAUUUAUCAGACUUGUAAGUUUGUGAUUUUUACUUUAAUCACUCAAGUCCAAAAUUCGAUAAAUACGACGUCCAGAAACACAAACUCUGAAUUUACUGCAAUAAAUGAUCAGAAAACAUUUUCCUGCUUCUUGU
This is a messenger RNA of Thunnus maccoyii (southern bluefin tuna), 1040 nucleotides long. Its product is annotated as lectin-like. NCBI's taxonomy places the organism in Eukaryota, Metazoa, Chordata, Actinopteri, Scombriformes, Scombridae. Gene Ontology annotation, molecular function: signaling receptor activity. The coding region runs from base 303 to 818 and encodes 171 amino acids. The transcript has 6 exons. The record is from RefSeq and is a predicted model, not a curated record.